Oikopleura dioica is the source of this 225-nucleotide messenger RNA. The record is from the annotation of a GenBank genome assembly. NCBI's taxonomy places the organism in Eukaryota, Metazoa, Chordata, Appendicularia, Copelata, Oikopleuridae.
AUGUGGAACAUUUUUCAACAAAACGACAAGGGCUACGAGAUUAUUUCUUCGACAAAAGAUGAAGAAAUGCAUCAUCAAAGAGGGAACCCUUAUCAAUAUGAAAAAUUCGCAAAUGGAGGGCUUGAUUCAAGACCAGAAUCUUCUUUAUUCGAUUUUGAGCGAGCUGAAGAUGAUCCUCACUUAGCUGAGCUAGAAGCAAAGAGAGAAAAAGAAAUGCCGCGAUAA